AUGGAUGAAAUUGAAGCAUAUGGAAAUGGCAUCUAUUCAAGUGCUGCUGAAAUGGAUGAAACUAUGGGAACAGGAUCUGGAUGGGAGCGAUUCAACUUCGACAAGGAUGCACCUCUGGAUGACGAGGAAAUUGAAGCUGCGGAGGAUGAUGUUGCAUUAGUCAAACACGCGGGACAAAGCUUUCGAUUUUCUGUAGUGAAGGCAAAGAAAGAGGAAGAUAUCAGGGAUGCUCACGAUGAGGCGAUGUUUGGAGCCUCUUCUCUUGCACUACACGUAGAAACAGAUAACGAAGCUGAAGAGGAUAAUAAUACAAAAGAGAACGUUACAAGUUCCCCCGUCAAAAGUCUUCUUAGUGACCAGGUGAGGGACUUCAUGCGAGAUAAUCGUAGAAGGCAGCUAGGGAUAUCACAGUGA
Molecule: messenger RNA, 414 nt
Organism: Fraxinus pennsylvanica
Lineage: Eukaryota; Viridiplantae; Streptophyta; Magnoliopsida; Lamiales; Oleaceae
Source: the annotation of a GenBank genome assembly